ACGCGCCAUCGCCGGUCGACGCGCUCGACGCGCUCGUUGACAGUACACAGGGUAUAUUGAGUGAAGACAGUACACACCCAGUACACACCAAGGCCCUAAAACAUACACACGUUGCCCGGGGGACGUGCGUGGAAGUAAACGAUUCGAUACUUCUAUCCGGAAAAAAACUCUGAUACUUUUAAGAACUUCAACGAAGUCAGCAUAAUGCUAUUCUUCGAAAAGCUGAAGAUAACCUCUUGUUAACGCUGGUACUUCUUUCUGUAAACGCGAGGGGCUGUGGCCUCUCUUUACUGUCACUGGCACGGUUCUGCAUCAGCAUCGCUGCAAUUUACUCGAAUAAAUAAGUUGGUCACUAGGACAACUCUCCAGCCAUGUCUGCCAUGUAUUCGAUCCACAAGACGAUGCACCCUCCGACGGGCAUCGAGCUGAGCCUCUACUGCAACCUGAUGGGUCAGGGGGACAAGCAGCUGGUCGUGGCCGGCUCCAACAUGCUCAAGGUGUUCCGCCUGGUGCCAGAGCCAGAGGAGCUCCAGUCCUCAGAAAAAGGCGAGUGUCCGAAGACUCGGUUGGAGUGCCUGCUGUCGUUUCCUCUGUUCGGCCGCGUGGCGGCGCUGGCGUCGGCGCUGCUGCCGGGCAGUCGGCGCGACUCGCUACUAGUCGGCUUUGACGAGGGCAAGCUGUCGAUCUGCGAGUACGACCCGCUGCGGCACGACCUCACCACCGUCUCCAUGCACAUGUUCGAGGAGGACGAACUGCGGGGAGGCGCCACUGAGACCAUCGGAAUGCAGAUGCGGGUCGACCCGGAGAGCCGGUGUGCCGCCAUACUCGUCUUCGGAAAACGCAUCGCCAUUCUACCGUUCGGUAGGGAGGCGUCGGUGGACGAGGAGACGGGCGCCCGGCGCGCGCCGCUGCUCCCCUCCUACGUCAUUAACCUGCGAGAACUGGACGAGAAACUGUGCAACGUGGCCGACCUGCAGUUUCUGCACGGCUACUAUGAGCCCACGCUGGCCAUCCUAUACGAGCCCAUCAAAACGUUCUCCGGUCGUCUGGCAGUGCGGCGCGACACCUACCAGCUGGUGGCCAUCUCGCUGAACGUGGAGCAGCGCGUACACCCCGUGAUCUGGACGGUGACCAACCUACCGUUCGACUGUCUGAGGAUCGCGCCCGUGCCGCGACCCAUCGGAGGCGCCCUGGUACUGGCCGUUAACUGUCUGCUCUAUCUGAACCAGAGCGUACCGACGUACGGCGUGUCGCUGAAUACGCUCACUGAGACUAGCACACGGUUCCCGCUCAAGCCCGCCGAGGGUGUGAAGAUGUCUCUGGACUGCGCUCAGUCGGUGUUUGUCACAUCUGAUCAGCUGGUCGUCUCACUACGCACCGGAGAACUCUACGUGGUCACCCUGGUGGCUGACAGCAUGCGGAGUGUGCGCGACUUCAACUUUGAGCGGGCCGCCUCCAGUGUGCUGACCUCAUGUAUGACCAUGUGCGGCGACAACUACUUGUUCCUGGGCUCCCGGCUGGGCAACUCUCUACUGCUGAGAGUCCAGGAGAAGAAGGCCGCCGGCGAGCGGGACGGCGAACCGUUCGGGAAGAGGCGCCGCACCGACGGACCGCUGGGUAACGUCGAGAACCUCGACCUCGAGGAACUGGAGGUGUACGGCAGCGAGGACAUGACGCAGACACAGAUGAAGCAGUACACGUUCGAGGUGUGUGACAGCAUCCUGAACCUGAGUCCAUGCGGCCAACUCUCCAUGGGACAGCCGGCCUUCCUCUCGGAGGAGUUCACUCUGGAGGAUCCGGAUAUCGAGCUGAUCACUACCUCUGGUCACGGGAAGAACGGCGCACUGUCCGUGCUGCAGCGCUCUGUGCGGCCCCAGGUGGUGACGACGUUCCCGCUGCCGGGCUGCCUGGACAUGUGGACCGUGCUGGGUGCCGACUCGGGCUCCGCCAGCUCCGGAGACCAGCACGCCUUCCUGCUUCUUAGUCGAGCCGACUCCACAAUGGUCCUGCAGACCGGCGAGGCCAUCAACGAGCUGGAUAAGAGCGGCUUUCAGACGGCAGAGAGGACCGUGGUGGCGGGAAACCUGGGCAGCAGGAAAUACAUCGUUCAGGUGACCACGUCGUCAGUGCUGCUGCUGAGCGGCUCAGUGCUGGUGCACUCGCUGUCCGUCAGCCUCGGAUCGCCGCUGGUGGCGGCAUCUAUAGCGGAUCCCUACGUGGUGGUCACCUCUGAGAGUGGACAGGUGGCGCUGGUGGCGCUCUCCGGCGACCGACUACGGCUGAGUGUGCCGAAUGUGGAUACUGAGGACCUGACGCUAGCCACAGCGUUCGUGGACCGCAGCGGCCUGUUCACCUCCACCGUCCCCUCGUACGUUCGCGACACCGAGGAGUCUGGUGACUUGUCUGCUGAGCGACUGCAGCGUCAGCGACAGCAGGAGCUGGACGAGGAGGACGAGAUGCUGUACGGAGACUCUGUGGCCUCCAUGUUCCCCGCUCCGCCGGCCGCCGACAGCGAAAAGUCUGCCGGUGCUGAGGGAGAGCCGCCCAGCUGGAAGCGUUGGCGGGAGCCGCCCCCCGCCUCUGCCUGGCUGCUGCUGGCCUACGGCUCCGGCGACGUCUCGCUCUGCUCCCUGCCCGACUGCCGACCGUUACUGGUGCUCCGUGGUCUGGCGCAGGGAUGGACUGUGCUCGGACACGAUACGGUGCCGCCACCUGUCGAAGGUGAGCCGGCGCGUCCCGCUCCGAUCCGCGAGCUGGCCAUCACCUGUAUGGGCCACAUGCUCUCGCGUCCCGUGCUGACGGCCGUGGUGGCCGAUCAGCUGCUCAUCUACGAGGCGUUCCCCUGUUACGGGCUGCCCGAGAACCAGCUGAAGCUCAAGUUUCGACGCGUGUCGCACGAUGUCAUCAUACGUAGCAGGAAGAGUAAGACCCGUCCCAGCUCGGAGACAGUCGAGCAGGGAACGCCGCUGCUGCUGAGGGAGUUCCACAACGUGGCGGGAUUCCACGGCCUGUUCCUGUGCGGCCCGAACCCACACUGGAUCCUGAUGACGUCACGCGGCGAACUGCGCUUCCACCCAAUGACCAUCGACGGCCGGCUGAAGAGCUUCGCCAGCUUCAACAACGUCAACUGCCCGCAGGGCUUCCUCUACUUCAACAAGGAGGGUGAGAUGCGGAUCUGCGUGCUGCCGCCCCACCUGCUCUACGAUGCGCCCUGGCCGAUCCGAAAGAUCCCACUGCGCUGCACGCCACAUAUCAUCUGCUACCACCUGGAGACCAAGACGCACCUGGUGUGCUCGUCCAACGCCCAGCAGUCCAUGAAGGUCUACAAGUUCACUGGCGACGACAAGGAGUUGAGUGUGGAGGACAGGGGUGACCGGUUCCCGUACCCGUACCAGAAGGUGUACACCAUCCAACUGUACUCGCCCGUCUCCUGGGAGCCGGUGCCGAAGGCGUCCAUCGAGUUCGAGGAGUGGGAGGUGGUGACUGUGCUGAAGAACGUCAGCCUGCAGUACGAGGGCCACCGGUCCGGUCAGCGCAUGUACAUCGCCGUGGCCACCAACCACAGCUACGGGGAGGACGUCGUCUGCAAGGGACAGCUGAUGCUGAUGGACGUCAUCGAGGUGGUGCCCGAGCCGGGCCAGCCGCUGACCAAGAACAAGCUGAAGACGCUGCUGACCAAGGAGCAGUCGGCGCCGGUCACAGCCAUCAGCUCCGUGGCCGGCUUCCUGCUGGGCGCCGUCGGACAAAAGGUAUUCGUAUGGACUGUCAAGAACAACGACCUGGUCGGUCUGGCAUUCAUCGACACCCAGGUGUACAUCCACGAGCUGCAUGCCAUGAAGAACAUGAUCCUGGCCUCGGACGUCUCCAACUCAGUGUCGGUGCUGCGCUUCCAGCAGGACUUCCGCACCAUCUCCCUCCUGGCCAGGGACUACAAGCCCAGGGACAUCUACGGCGUCGAGUAUCUGGUCGACAACACACAAGUCGGGUUUAUCGCGACGGACGCCGAGGCGAACCUGGUGGUGUUUCAGUACCAACCGGAGGCCCGGGAGAGCAACGGAGGACAGAGACUCAUGCGCAGGGCAGACUUCAACCUCUGUUCGCGAGUAACUACGAUGACGCGGGUCCGGUGUCGUCUGAAGGAUACUUCGGGCGAGAGGAAGCACCCGCCCAUCGUGGCCAAACGACACAUGACCGUUUACGCUUCGCUGGACGGCGGACUGGGCUUCCUCCUUCCCCUACCGGAGAAGACCUACCGACGGCUGCUGAUGCUACAGAACCUGCUGACCGGCCAGCUACCUCACAGCCUCGGCCUGAACCCCCGCACGUUCCGCGCAUACCGCAGCCAGAGGCGCGAACUGCAGCCGCCGGCGCGCGGCGUGCUCGACGGAGACCUGGUGUUCUCCUACCUCAACCUGCCCGCGCCAGAGCGGAACGACGUGGCGCGAAGAAUUGGCGCCAAAACCGACGAGCUGGCUGAUGAUUUGAUGGAUAUCAGUCGGUUCACGGCUCACUUCUGAGGAAAGAGGAAGACUGGGGACUGGGGAGGGAUCGGGAGGGUGGAAUGUAUGAUAGGGGAAGCGUGAGAAUAGGUAUGUGUGGCGAGGAUGGACAAGUGCAUGAGAAGGGGGAUUUGUUGAGUAGCCAUGCCGGGCUUUCAAGGUGUCCGCAAUGGUACAAAGACUAGUUUGCUAGCACUGGUCCUGCUCCAAGUGGAGUAUCGUGUAGAUUGUGAUACACGUGUUGUGUCCCAGGCUGGAAUGGUUGUGUGAAUGGUACGUUGUAUUUGUAUACAGUUGGUGUCAAACCGACAAUCGCCGUAGUUCAUGUCGCCUUUUGCCAGAAGCGUGCUCAACACGAAGGGCAGUGCCCUACGUACCCAGGGUCGUACCCGUUCGAGCUCUCAUGUUUCGCAUGUAUGUACAUACAGUCGCGCAUUGUCAACAGCAGUGUAUUUCAUUCCGUCGUCUCAACCCGUGGCUGGAAGCGGUGCAUUCACACCGGGGACAGCUCCGGACCUGUGUCCAUCACUCGGCGUCCCUCCCGUCCCCGGUAUAAACCAUCCAUAAAUACACCUCAGUAAUCCUCCAUCA
Molecule: messenger RNA, 5090 nt
Organism: Amphibalanus amphitrite
Lineage: Eukaryota; Metazoa; Arthropoda; Thecostraca; Balanomorpha; Balanidae
Gene: CPSF1
Product: cleavage and polyadenylation specificity factor subunit 1-like
Exons: 24
Coding region: 372-4517 (1381 amino acids)
Cellular component (GO): nucleus; mRNA cleavage and polyadenylation specificity factor complex
Molecular function (GO): nucleic acid binding; protein binding
Source: RefSeq, a predicted model, not a curated record